Miscanthus lutarioriparius is the source of this 2340-nucleotide messenger RNA. The record is from the annotation of a GenBank genome assembly. Lineage: Eukaryota; Viridiplantae; Streptophyta; Magnoliopsida; Poales; Poaceae.
AUGCGGAAGCUCCAAGCUGCCGACAGAGGAGUCACCGCAACGCGCCAGCGCCACCGUCUGAUGUCUCCUGCUCCCCGCUGCGCCGUCUCACUCCCUCCGUAUCCUUCUAAUGCCUCCGCUACCAGCACCAGCGGCGGCGGGGGCGGGGUGAAGGCGCAGCGCCACCCGACGUCGUCGCAGGUGAGGCGGCUGUGCAAACAGGGCCGCCUGGACGGCGCGCAGCGGCUGCUCCUCGACGCGCUCCCGCGCCCGCCGCCGCCGCUGCUCUACAACGCGCUCCUCAUCGCCUACGUGGCCCGCGCCCUCCCGGAACACGCGCUGUGGCUCUACGCGCUCCUCAACCACGCCGCCCGCCCCGCGCCACGCUCCGACCAUUACACCUACUCCUGCGCGCUCACUGCCUGUGCCCGCACCCGCCGACUCCGCCUCGGGAAAUCCGUCCACGCGCACCUCCUCCGCCGCGCUCGCUCGCUGCCCGACACCGCGGUGCUCCGCAACUCGCUCCUCAACCUCUACGCCUCCUCACCUCCUGCCUGCGGUACCGAGGCGGCGGCGGCGUCGACGUCGUUCGCAGGCUGUUCGACGCGAUGCCCAAGCGGAACGCGGUUUCGUGGAACACACUGUUCGGAAUCUCUGGAGCUGUUCGCGCGUAUGCUGGAGGAUGGUAUCAAGCCCACGCCAGUCAGCUUCGUCAAUGUCUUCCCUGCGGCGGCCAAGGAAGAUCCCAGCUGGUCGUUGGUGCUCUACGGCCUCCUUGUGAAGCAUGGGAUGGAAUAUGUCAAUGAUCUCUUUGUUGUCAGCUCGGCCAUCGCGAUGUUCUCUGAACUCGGGGAUGUGCAGUCAGCUUGGAGGGUGUUUGAGUACACUGCCAAGAAGAACACCGAGGCUUGGAACACGUUGAUCACUGGGUAUGUGCAGAAUGGGAAAUUUGCUGAAGCUAUGGAUCUCGUUAUCCGGUUAAUGGGGUCUAAAGAUGUUCCAAUGGAUGUCGUGACCUUCUUGUCAGCAGUCACGGCUGCAUCACAGUCCCAGGAUGGCAGGUUGGGUCAGCAGCUGCAUGGCUACUUGAUCAAAGGAAUGCACGCCACUUUGCCAGUGAUACUUGGUAAUGCACUUGUUGUAACAACAAUUUUGAUUUGGAAGGCCAGUUGCUCGUUUAUCAGAUGCAAAAAUCAGGGUUUGCAGCUGAUUGCUGAUUCAGUGACACUGACUGCAGUUCUCUCUGCUGCGUCCAAUACAGGAGACCUUCAGAUUGGUAAACAAGCCCACGGUUAUCUUGUAAGGCAUGGCAUUGAGGAUGAGGGCUUGGAGAGCUAUCUGAUUGACAUGUAUGCCAAGUCCGGUCGCAUAGAAAUAGCUCAGAGAGUAUUUGACGACUAUGGUAAUGUCAAAAGAGAUGAAGUCACCUGGAAUGCCAUGAUAGCAGGGUACACACAGAGUGGGCAGCCUGAAAAAGCAAUCUUGGCAUUCCAGGCAAUGCUUGAGGCAAGUCUUGAACCUUCUUCAGUGACACUUGCCUCGGUGCUCCCUGCAUGUGAUCUUCUAGGAGGAGGUUUAUGUGCAGGGAAGCAGAUCCAUUGUUUUGCUUUGCGCCGUUGUUUGGACACCAAUGUCUUCGUAGGUACAGCUCUUGUUGACAUGUACUCCAAGUGUGGCGAGAUUUCUACUGCAGAACAUGUCUUUGCUGUUAUGACUGAAAAGAGCACUGUCUCCUGUACAACAAUGAUUUCUGGUCUUGGUCAGCAUGGUUUUGGCGAAAGAGCAUUGUCCCUUUUCUACUCAAUGCAAGAGAAGGGGCUAAAACCUGAUGGUGUCACCUUCUUGGCAACAAUUUCAGCAUGUAAUUACUCUGGGCUGGUCGAUGAAGGGCUUGCUCUGUACAGGUCAAUGGAAACUUUUGGGGUUGCAGUUACUCCUCAGCACCGUUGCUGCAUUGUGGACAUGUUAGCUAAAGCCGGCAGAGUGGAGGAAGCUUAUGAAUUUGUGCAGGAGCUGGGGGAGGAGGGUAACUUCAUUUCUAUCUGGGGAUCACUGCUCGCGUCCUGCAAAGCACAGGACAAGCAGGAAUUGGUAAAUUUGGUGACAGAGAGAUUGCUCUGCAUUGAGAAGAAGUAUGGCCAUGCUGGUUACAACGUUUUGUUGUCACAUAUUUUUGCUGCUGAGGGCAACUGGAGUAGUGCUGAUAGCUUGAGGAAGGAGAUGAGGUUGAGAGGGUUGCGGAAGAUGGCAGGUUCUAGUUGGAUUAAAGUCCAGGAUGCAGCAUUACAAAGCUCCCCUAAAAAUGACCAUGAACACUCAUUGCUGCAUGGGGUUGAUUACAGUAGAGAUGAAAUCAUCUGA